Molecule: messenger RNA, 1175 nt
Organism: Vitrella brassicaformis
Lineage: Eukaryota; Vitrellaceae
Source: the annotation of a GenBank genome assembly
GCCCUCUGUCAUGCAUACAUCCAACCAGCCGGCCCCACCCGCCUCACCUCAUCCGCACAAGCCAUGGAAGUCUCUUAAAACACACACAACACCCCACACCACAUCCAGUGGGCAAACCAAACGGCAAACAUGGACAGCCAGACAGACAGACAGCCACAGCCAGGCGAUGCCCCCCACUACCGGACAAACCGAACCUCGUAUGGAUGGUAUCUCUCCGCCUGCAGACAGGACAGAUAGCCACACACACACACACAGACACACAGACACACAGAUACAAACAGGCAGAGACCCCAUGCACCCACACACCCAGCAGAUGGGUGUGCGGCCGUGUGUGUCCAUCACGCAUCGAACCACAUACCUGCUAGCCCUAGUGGCCGUGCGGACACUGUCGUGACAGUGCUCAGUGACCGCACGCCGCCCCCGCCUUGCAGACACCACCGCAGCAGUGCUGUCCUGCCGGACAGUCGGUGUCCUUGACGCACCCCGUAGUGAUGAAAGAGUGGUGGUGGCCGUGGCAGACACCGUCGUGACAGUGCUCUCCUGGCCCACAGGGGGGGGUUGCACCUCUCCGGCUGGGCCCCGCUGAUGAGGUGCAUCUGUCGGUGGGCGCUGCGGAUGGCGUCGAGGGCGGUGCUGGCCAUCUCGUGGGCCGCCUCGCCCAUCUUGUGGGCCUGUUCCAUCAUGGACUUGGCCUGGUACACCUGCUGCUGCACGAGCGACAACUGGACCUGAUGGCCAGAGACACCUGCACAAACACAUUGCACACACCAUGCAGCAACACACAUCCAUCCAUUUAUCCAUCCAUCCAUGCCACCACGUGCGCAGUGCAUUCAUCUCGCAUUUGUGUGUGCCGUGCAUGUGUGUAUGCCGCACACAUUAGUUGCUGUGGGUGCCGGUCUGCAGGCGGGAGAUCUCCUUAGUGCGGCCAACAAACGAUGCAUCUGCACACAGCGGACAAGUAGGACAGUCACAUAUGGCUCAGGAGUGAUGUAUACGCCAUAGAUCUGGUCAAAUGCACCCACCAGUAUCGCCGUAGUUGCUGUACGUGGCCGAGGCCACAGCUACGGAACAGACGGCCGCCAAGGCGAUGAGGAGCGCAUACGAGGGACCCUUCAUCGCUGCCAACAACCAAAUCGACAACCAAAUCGCCGCGGAAAGCGAAAAACUUCCUUCCC